AUGGCACGAGGAACCUCGAUAGUCAUUAUGUGCGUGGUGCUGAUUUGCGGCGUCGUUGGCACCCGCGCUGUAGCAGAUACAACAGCAGCAGCAGACGUUCGCGCGGCGCGCGGCUUGCGGAGCUUCAGCCUCUUCUCAAGCAGCAACAGCAGUAAAAAAGCGUGCGUCAAGCCAAAACCAACAUUGAUUCUCAUAUCCGGCCUGGGCGGCUCCCAGAUGGUGGGGACCUUCGAGGGGAACGCGGAGUGCAAGGCUAUGUUGAAUACCACCGUCGUGUGGUAUGCCGACCGCUGGUAUUGGGAUAAGCAGCUGCCCUGCUGGGGCUACCUCCUGAGCCUCAACUACAACGCCACCACCAAGAGCUGGUCCAACAGCACGGGCACCAAGCUGUGGCCCGACGACGGGAAGUUUCUGGGCGACGUCCCAGACGGCUCGAAGCAGCGGCUCUUUUACUGGUUCCUGAACAAGCACCUGGCCAGCACCCACGGCUAUACUAUCGGUAAGGACCUGUUCCUGAUCCCCUACGACUGGAGGACCGGCAUCCAGGGCCUCGAGCAGCGCGGCGGCAUCGAGGGCAUCACCCGGCGCAUCUCGGAGGCGGUCAAGCGCAACUGCGGCCAGAAGGCGAUCGUGAUCGCCCACUCGUACGGCGCCAACGUCAUGGCCACCAUUUUCCAGAAGCCCGAGCUUCAAAAGUGGAGGCAGGACACAGUAAAGGCGACAAUCUACGUCGGCGCCCCCUUCGGCGGCUGCGCGGCGACCACCUGGCUCAACCAGCUGUCGGGCGACUUUUUCAAGUUGCUGCCCGUCCUUACAAACCUCAUGCCUGCCAGCCUGACCGGCAAGUUCCACCCGACGGUGGUGGGCACCUCUGUCUACAGGAUGGCGUUUGGGCUGCCGACCUGGGGGUGGAUGCUGCCAAGGCCGAGUGUGCUUGGGAAAGACCACGUGGUAGUGGUCACCCCCACCAAAAAUUACACCGUGGAGCAGCAGAAGCAGCUGCUGCUGGACAUGGGGGACGAGGGAGGGGCAUCCCUGCUGGAUGACUCAUGGGCGCGGUCGGAGGCACUCUUGAAGCGCGGCCCAGUGGCCGGGCUUGAGACUUUCUGCCUUUACGGCACCGGCGUCCCAACAUCCACGACGCUGGUGUUCAACGAGAGUAUCCCAAAGCGCGCCGUCAUCAACCGGCCGUUCAGCGUGAAGAAUGUCGACGGGGACGGGGUGGUCGACCUGACAAGCUUGAGGCUCUGCAGCAAGCUGGCUCCUAAGGCCAAUAUUGCUGAGGUGUCCUCGACCUAUGUCGACCAUGCCACCAUCCUGGCCCACCCCAUGGGUUUGGAGCGCCUGAGUGAAAUACUAGUCAAACUUGGGGCGGGCUACUCGUCGACUUGGAACAAGCUGCUGACUCACGCGGCAGCAUGGGCGACCCCCUGA
Molecule: messenger RNA, 1434 nt
Organism: Monoraphidium neglectum
Lineage: Eukaryota; Viridiplantae; Chlorophyta; Chlorophyceae; Sphaeropleales; Selenastraceae
Product: Phosphatidylcholine-sterol acyltransferase
Exons: 9
Coding region: 1-1434 (477 amino acids)
Biological process (GO): lipid metabolic process
Source: RefSeq, a predicted model, not a curated record